AUGUCCCAGUACAUUGGCAAAACCAUUUCGUUGAUUUCCAACAAGAACCUUCGUUAUGUUGGUAUCUUGGAAAACAUCAAUGGCGAGGAUGCCACCGUUUCCUUGAAGCUGGUGCGUCCUUUUGGCACUGAAGGCAGAAUGGCUGCCCAAGGUUUGGCCCACAUGGAGGUCAUGCCCGGUGCUGAUAUUUACGACUUCGUGGUUUUCAGAGGUACAGACGUCAGGGACUUGACCGUUUUGGACGAGGCCAUCGACGACGUCAAGCCUCAGCCUUACACUGGUGCAACUUAUCCUGCUGUUCCUACUCAAGGAAUGCAGGCUGGUCCUACAGGAGCUCCUUCUCAGGCUCCAAGUGGCCCUGGUGGCGUGGCGCAGCAGCAACAAGCUGCUCCUACUGGCUCCUCGGAAUCCAAGACCGAAAAGGCUCCUGAAUCGAAACCUUCUCCUACUCCAGCUUCUAGAACCAAGCCGGAGCCUAGCGCCACCACCAAGGAAAAGAGCCCUAAGCCUGUCGACAGGCCGGAGCCCGAGGAGCAGUCGGGCGAGUUUGACUUUGAAAAGGCCAAUGCCAGAUUUGAAAAGAAGAGCGCCGGCGACCAGAAGCCCAAGUAUGACAAGAGCUCGUCGUUUUUCGACACCAUCUCGUCCUCAAACACAGAGCGUGGCAACAUGCGCUGGAACGAGGAGCGUUCGCUCAAUAUGGAUACAUUCGGCCAGGAGGGUUCUCGUGGGAGAGGCAACUGGCGUGGUAGAGGCCGUGGCAGAGGUAGAGGCGGCAGAGGCCGUGGCGGCCGUGGAGGCCGUCGUUCCGAGCCUACGCCUGAGUGGGCUUGA
This is a messenger RNA of Candidozyma duobushaemuli, 834 nucleotides long. RefSeq lists its product as uncharacterized. NCBI's taxonomy places the organism in Eukaryota, Fungi, Ascomycota, Pichiomycetes, Serinales, Metschnikowiaceae. The transcript has a single exon. The record is from RefSeq and is a predicted model, not a curated record. Gene Ontology annotation, cellular component: P-body. Gene Ontology annotation, molecular function: mRNA binding. Bases 1 to 834 code for a protein of 277 amino acids. Gene Ontology annotation, biological process: P-body assembly; cytoplasmic stress granule assembly.